GCACAGGCGGCUAUGAAUCCGUGGAAAGAGCAAAAGAAAGACAAGAUAAAAUACUUGAUGCGCUGCAUCUUCUGUGGACUAGUGAUGACUCAUUUAUACUAGGAAAAGGAUAUAAAAACUUUAAAAACUUCUGCAGCGAUAAUGGUAUGACAUCUACUAAAUUUAGUAACAUACAGAAUCUUUUUACAUUUUCUAGAUGGAUAUAUACACUGGAUAUACUUACUUCAACACCUGAUAAUAUAACCAAUGCACACAGACUAUUCAAAAAAACGCACUUUGACUUGUCUUACACCCAUCCCAUGUGCUAUAUCUAUCUGCGAUCUAAAGAUGCUAUCAAACAAUUCAGUGACAUUAAUCAUCUUGUCAGCAUAGGCAUGAAUCUAAACGACAGGCCUUUCAUGGAAAUGCAUUCAGCAGGUCUUACCAAAAUCAAAAUUAGGCCGUAUAAAAUAAGUACAGCAGAUAAUGAGUUACUACAUACAGAAAAUAUAAAAGAUUGCAUUAGGAUAUGGUACUUAAAAAUAGCUAAAAUUAUCUACAUACUUAAUAGCGAAGAAUAUCUUGAUAUAACCAAUGAUUUUAAAAAUCAUUUCAGUAAAUCAGGCUAUGUGGUUGAAAGGAGAACGUUUACAUUGGCAAGCGAAUUUGGAAUAGAUGCAGGUGGUUCUUUACAGGCUGCUCAAAUGAAAUCUCAAGAAGUACAUGAGCCCAGAGGCAAUGAAAGCAAUCCGUUGCAGGUUGGUCAAAUGGAAAUUGAAUAG
Nematocida minor is the source of this 761-nucleotide messenger RNA. RefSeq lists its product as uncharacterized. The transcript has a single exon. NCBI's taxonomy places the organism in Eukaryota, Fungi, Microsporidia. The record is from RefSeq and is a predicted model, not a curated record. The annotation marks the transcript as partial.